CUGGGCAUGGCUGAGAGAGAUGCUUUCCCCUCAGCCAAUGGGAAGAGGAGGAUGCAGGUAGGGAUGCUGGAGCUGUCUAUCAGGCCUGAGCCCGCCCCCUGCACACAAAAGCAGCUUCCUUCACUAUCUGAGGGCAGACAGAGCCUCAGCCACCAGAAAGGGAAAAGCCAGAGCCGCAGCAGGCCUGGACCGCGAUGGCGGGGUACACGGAGACUAAAGGGGGACAGGGGUGCUGCUACUAACCCACGGCGCCGCCUUCUACAGCUGGGCCUCACAGGUGUGCGUGGCCACGUCGCCCUGGGUGACCUUCUUCGGAUGUGGACUUGACCCUGAGCAUCCUUCCGCCAGGCCCCUCGCCUGGGUACCACCAAGAAAUGCCCGCCUUUGUGUCCGAGUGACAGCGCACGGGCAGCCGUCGCCACCGAGAUCAUCUUCUGGGUCACCCAAGCCUCCAGCCGGCUUUCUUUCCAGCUCUCAUGGGGACCACAGAAGCUACAUUACGGAUGGAAAAUGUGGACGUGAGGGAUGAAUGGCAGGAUGAGGAUCUGCCCAGACCGCUCCCAGAAGACACCGGGGAGGAUCACCUGGGCGGCACGGUGGAAGACUCCUCCUCUCCUCCCUCUACCCUAAACCUGAGCGGAGCACAUCGGAAGAGAAAGACGCUGGUGGCCCCAGAGAUCAACAUCUCUCUGGACCAAAGCGAGGGCUCUCUGCUGUCUGAUGACUUCCUCGACACCCCUGAUGACCUGGACAUCAAUGUGGACGACAUUGAGACGCCAGAUGAAACUGACUCUCUGGAGUUCUUGGGAAAUGGCAAUGAGCUUGAGUGGGAAGAUGACACCCCAGUGGCCACUGCUAAAAACAUGCCUGGUGACAGCGCAGACCUGUUUGGGGAUGGCUCUGGGGAAGACGGCAGUGCAGCCAAUGGCCGUCUGUGGCGGACUGUCAUCAUCGGGGAGCAGGAGCAUCGCAUUGACCUGCAUAUGAUCCGGCCCUACAUGAAGGUGGUGACCCACGGAGGAUACUAUGGAGAAGGUCUCAACGCCAUCAUCGUCUUUGCGGCCUGCUUCCUGCCAGAUAGCAGCUCUCCAGACUACCACUACAUCAUGGAGAAUCUCUUCCUGUACGUCAUCAGCAGCCUAGAGCUGCUAGUGGCUGAGGACUACAUGAUCGUGUACCUGAAUGGUGCCACACCCCGGAGGAGGAUGCCGGGCAUUGGCUGGCUGAAGAAGUGUUAUCACAUGAUUGACAGGAGACUGAGGAAGAAUCUAAAGUCCCUGAUCAUCGUCCACCCCUCCUGGUUCAUUCGCACCGUGCUGGCCAUCUCCCGGCCCUUCAUCAGUGUCAAGUUCAUCAGUAAAAUCCAGUAUGUGCACAGCCUCGAGGAGUUGGAGCAGCUCAUCCCCAUGGAGCACGUGCAGCUGCCAGACUGUGUCCUGCAAUAUGAAGAACAGAGACUCCGAGCCAAGAGGGAGAGCGCUCGGCCACCGCAGCCCGAGUUCCUCCUGCCCAGGUCUGAAGAAAAACCAGAGACUGUGGAAGAAGAGGACAGGGCAGCAGAGGUGACAGAGGACCAGGAAACGAGCAUGUCCUGAUUUACCAGAACCUAGAGAUGGACAGAGAUUUUUCCAGACAUCAUGUAACCCUCAUCAGAAGCCCUGGGAACCCCGACUUCAUCGUGCCUCUGCGGCCUGAGGACUCCUGGCUCCAUCAUGUCCCCCUGCACCCAGGGUCCUCUGGCUGCUUGAAUACAUUUCACUGUUUUCUUUUGAAGAAGGUGGUACAAGCACAUCUUGGAAUGGACCAGGUUCUUGACCCUUUCACAUUCUGAGCUUGUGGAUGUCAAAGCUGGACCUGGGCAGUGACACCCGUGGUUCCUCCUCCAGGCCUCAGCAUCCCCAAGAUGCCCUUCUCCGUCCCAGCUAGGAUAACACAGAUGUGUAUUUUGGGCUGACCCAAUGAGGACUUGGUUGCCACGUGUCGUGUCCCUAGCUGGAGCCUCAGGUGCCUGGUGGCCCCGGCUGAGGCUGCAUCUGCUUCUCUGUGGAAUGUGACGACCCCUCUUCCUGUCACCCCAAGCAGGGCUAUGGCCGUGGACCUUACAUCUUCACCUGACAUCCCUGUUCUGCCACUUGAUUGUCUUUGGGGGCCUUCAAGCCUGUUGCACAUAUAUUGAUCAGCCUGGUGGCCGCCAAACUGCACCCCAACAUUUCCGAGCUCCUUAAAGUAGAUGUGACCCCA
This is a messenger RNA of Rattus rattus (black rat), 2241 nucleotides long. It is a transcript of the gene Atcay, whose product is annotated as ATCAY kinesin light chain interacting caytaxin. The coding region runs from base 477 to 1595 and encodes 372 amino acids. The record is from RefSeq and is a predicted model, not a curated record. The transcript has 13 exons. Gene Ontology annotation, cellular component: cytoplasm. Gene Ontology annotation, biological process: apoptotic process. NCBI's taxonomy places the organism in Eukaryota, Metazoa, Chordata, Mammalia, Rodentia, Muridae.